This is a messenger RNA of Nicotiana tabacum (common tobacco), 1939 nucleotides long. RefSeq names its product BTB/POZ and MATH domain-containing protein 4. Gene Ontology annotation, molecular function: protein binding. Gene Ontology annotation, biological process: protein ubiquitination. The record is from RefSeq and is a predicted model, not a curated record. Lineage: Eukaryota; Viridiplantae; Streptophyta; Magnoliopsida; Solanales; Solanaceae.
CCUAAAAGAAAAGAGAAAAAACCAACGCCACCCAAUAAUUAUUGCCAUCUUCAAUCUUUUUACAGAACCCGAAACAAAAAUACAAAAACCCUAACAAAAUUUCUUCACAAUCUUCCCAAAUUUUACCCUCACAAUUCCGAUUAAUUCCCUCCAACUCCUUUUCCUUUUCCCUCCCAUGAACUUCCCCUUUCACAAACCCUAAAACCCCAAAAAAUCCCCAAUUCACACAAUGUCGGAGCAGCCAAUAAUCACUCACGUCUCCGAUACAAGUCCAUUGAACCGGCCGACGAGCUCCCGAUCCGUGACAGAAACUGUAAACGGUUCGCACCGGUUCGUGAUCCAGGGGUAUUCGUUGGCGAAAGGAAUGGGAGUGGGAAAACACAUCGCAAGUGAUAAUUUCACCGUCGGAGGUCAUCAGUGGGCGAUUUACUUCUAUCCGGAUGGGAAAAAUCCCGAGGAUACUUCGACGUACGUGUCGGUUUUUAUUGCGCUUGCAAGUGAAGGAACGGAUGUUAGGGCUUUGUUUGAGUUGACGCUUGUUGAUCAGAGUGGUAAAGGGAAGCAUAAGGUUCAUAGUCAUUUUGAUCGGUCGCUUGAGAGUGGGCCUUAUACAUUGAAAUACCGCGGCAGCAUGUGGGGCUACAAACGUUUCUUUAGACGAGCGAUGCUUGAAACUUCAGAUUUUCUCAAGGAUGACUGUUUGAAAAUCAAUUGCACUGUUGGAGUUGUUCGAUCUACGAUUGACUGUUCGAGCUUACAUCCAAUCCAGGUUCCAGAUUCUGAUAUUGGAUCACACUUUGGCAUGCUAUUGGAAAAUAUGGAAGGCUCUGAUGUUGUUUUCAGUGUGGCUGAUGAAAAAUUUCAUGCCCAUAAGCUGGUAUUGGCUGCUCGUUCUUCUGUAUUCCGCACUGAAUUUUUUGAUGAACUGGAGGGUGAUAAGCAGGAGAUUGUUGUCGCCGAUAUGGAACCCACUGUCUUCAAAGCUAUGUUGCACUUCAUAUACAGAGAUUCUCUUGUAGAAGAAGAGUUAGAAGAUACUAGUUCUUCUUCUAUUCCUUCUGUGACUGAUACAUUGACAGCAAAACUGCUAGCAGCAGCCGAUCGGUAUGAUUUAACAAGACUCAGGCGGGUGUGUGAAUCUCAUCUUUGCAAAGAUAUUUCCGUGAACUCUGUUUCCAGAACUCUUGCUUUAGCUGAUUGUUACCAUGCCACAGAACUCAAAGCAGUCUGCCUUAGAUUUGCUGCUGAAAAUCUUGCAGCUGUCAUGCAAUCGGAUGGAUUUGAAUACCUUAAAGAAAACUGCCCCUCUCUUCAGUCAGAGCUUCUUAAAACCGUUGCUGGUUGUGAUGAUGAUUGUAGCAGUGGAGGUGGAAAGUCUAGAAGCGUUUGGGCCCAGCUUUCAGACGGUGGUGAUACCAAUGGCAGGAGGGUAAGGCAACGGACCUGAUUUUAGGUAGAAAACCCCGAUGUUGUUCUGUAUAUUGGAGGACAGUGUUUGAAAAUGUUGAUAGGAAGGUAAAAUUGUACCAUAGUUUCUGAAAUAUCGAUGAUUAGUCUGUUUGUAAUACCAGUAUCCUGGAAGUUGCUGCGUACUGAGUUUUUUUACCUUCAAACUGACACCAAGUUGGGUUGUCAGUAGGCUAUUCAGGGUAAGACUUGAUCCCAGAAAGCCAUUACCUUUGCUUUUGCCAAUAUAACCUUGUAACUUUCCCCUAAUCGGAGGAUACUGUUGUUUGUAAUUCACACGUGCUGCUCUGUAGAAAAAGGAUGCUGUCUUUUGAAUUUUUAUUGCAUAUUGUCUAAGCUGGCAACGGACCGUUGCUCGGGAAUUUUGUAAAACUCUUUCAUAGUUUGAAAAUUUUACUGGUUGUGUUCUUUACAUUCAUUGUAAAGACAGGAGUGGUUGAUAUAGGGAGAAAUGCUUUGCUUUUUCUGUUGA